This is a messenger RNA of Cyprinodon variegatus (sheepshead minnow), 1789 nucleotides long. RefSeq names its product cytochrome P450 27C1-like (gene cyp27c1). Lineage: Eukaryota; Metazoa; Chordata; Actinopteri; Cyprinodontiformes; Cyprinodontidae. The transcript is spliced from 9 exons. Gene Ontology annotation, cellular component: mitochondrial inner membrane. Gene Ontology annotation, biological process: C21-steroid hormone biosynthetic process; cortisol metabolic process; cellular response to peptide hormone stimulus. The record is from RefSeq and is a predicted model, not a curated record. Gene Ontology annotation, molecular function: monooxygenase activity; iron ion binding; heme binding. Bases 1 to 1623 code for a protein of 540 amino acids.
AUGGCAGUGUUGAACCGCAUUUCGGCAGCAUGCUGGAGGGGUAUGCCAGCCGGGUUGUUGAACGAGCAGCUGUUUCUCGUCUCCCGCGCAUUACACAAGACAGCAGCCAGCGAGGCUCUGCAGAUCCCAACCGGAGAAGAGGCCGUGUCCGGCAGGCUGAUCGCUCCGGCGGAGCUCCGAGAGAAAAGCCAGAUCAAAACCUUGAAGGAGAUGCCGGGACCGAGCACCAUUUCCAACUUGGUUGAGUUUUUUUGGCGAGACGGCUUCAGCAGAAUUCACGAGAUUCAGAUGGAGCACAGCAAGAAGUAUGGAAAAAUCUUCAAGUCUUAUUUCGGACCCCAGCUGGUGGUCUCCAUCGCUGACCGUGAAUUGGUGGCGGAGGUACUGCGUGCUGAGGGUGUGGCCCCUCAAAGAGCCAACAUGGAAUCCUGGCAAGAGUAUAGGGACCUUAGGGGCCGUUCUACUGGCCUAAUCUCAGCCGAGGGAGAAGAAUGGCUUAAGAUGCGGAGCGUGCUCAGACAACUUAUAAUGCGUCCCCGUGACGUAGCAGUUUUCUCCGACGAUGUGAACAAGGUGGUGGACGACCUAAUCAAGAGAGUUUACACCCUUCGGAGCCAGCAGCCCGAUGGACUUACUGUCCUCAAUGUGAAUGACCUUUUCUUCAAAUACUCCAUGGAAGGCGUGGCUGCUAUCUUGUAUGAGUGUAGACUAGGUUGCUUGGAAAACGACAUCCCUAAAGCAACCCAGGACUAUAUAUCUGCCUUGCAUCUAAUGUUCAGUUCCUUCAAGACCACCAUGUAUGCUGGAGCAAUUCCUAAGUGGCUUCGUCCCAUCAUUCCCAAACCAUGGGAAGAGUUUUGUCUCUCCUGGGAUGGCUUGUUCAGAUUCAGCAUGAUUCAUGUGGAUCAAAGAUUCAAGGAGAUCAAGGCCCAGGUUGAAAGGGGGGAGACAGUGAAGGGGGGACUGCUCACACACAUGCUCACCACCAUGGAGAUGAGUGUGGAGGAGAUCUACGCAAAUGUAACAGAGAUGCUUCUGGCUGGGGUCGAUACGACGUCCUUCACCCUCUCCUGGGCCAGCUAUCUGCUGGCACGACACCCUCACAUCCAGGAGCAAAUCUACACAGAAGUCACACAGACUCUUGGAUCUGGAACUGUUCCCACAGCUGAAGACGUCCCUCGCCUGCCUCUCAUCAGAGGGCUGGUAAAAGAGACUCUUAGGCUUUUUCCAGUUCUCCCAGGCAACGGCCGGAUUACCCAGGAUGACUUGGUGGUUGGUGGAUACUUCAUCCCCAAAGGGACUCAGCUGGCCCUUUGUCACUACUCCACGUCUCUGGAUGCAGAGAACUUUCCCAGUCCCUUAGAAUUCCAACCAGAGCGCUGGGUACGGAAAGAUUCCUCAGAUCGCGUGGACAACUUUGGCUCAAUUCCCUUUGGCUACGGCAUCAGGAGCUGUAUUGGCAGAAGAAUUGCAGAGCUGGAGAUGCAUCUGGCUCUCACCAGGCUUAUUCAAAGGUUCUCCAUUGGGGUGUCUCCUCUUACUGCUGAAGUCAAAGCUAAAACCCACGGCCUGCUCUGCCCUGCUGCCCCCAUUAACCUUCAGUUUAUUGAAAGGAAAAACUAGGUCCUGGCUAUUCUCGGAUCUUAAAAAUCUUCUUUGGAUGUUUAAAUGAAUGCUCAUCCUUAUUGGAGUUCUUAAACACACUACUUUUAGAGGUUUUUACUCAGGCCAGGAAUGUGUCUUAGAUGUUUAUCAUAACAAACGAAUGCUGUGCAUACUGUAAGUUAUA